AUGACGGGGGUGGGGGAGCUGGAUGCUGCCGGGACGACAAGGGAACCAGAGGUUCAGGCGGCAGCGAGCACCGUCGGCCACGUCGCCGAGCUACAUGACCCCCCUAUAGUUGCAGCGGCAGACGAGAGCUACAUGUCAGACGAAGAAGUAAUGGAGUCUGAUAUUGCAUUCAACCAACGUUUCGCAGCAAAACACUUGCGCGAAGUUGCAAAGACAAAACUUAAUCCUAGCAAGAGGCGCUACAUAAAUGAAACUGGCUUCGGUGAUCUCACGAGCAUCUCACCUUUCGCAGCGCCACAUGAUCUGAUGGAAUGGUUAACAAUGAACAUUGACACUGACAGUUGUGAGCUCAGGCUGAGUCAGAAUAAGGUCAUUGUGUUUACUCGAGACAUGGUGAAGAAGGUUUUCAAUAUCCCAUCAGGCAACAGACCAGUUGAGCUUUUCAAGAGACAUGAGCAUUGUGAGCUCCACAACAUUUAUCACAAGAAUGGUAGGGCUCCAAUUACGCAUACAGUGGAUGUGCUUCAUCGAGCUAGGAAUGAUGAUGGUGAUACUACAAAGAUGUCAUGGGUGCUCUUAGCGCUUGCAACAGUUUUAACUCCAAGCACUGGCAACAUGGUGCCGCUAGAGUACUUGAAAAGCCUUGAAGAAAUGGACAAGGUUACUGAAUUCGCUUGGGAUGAACACGUUUUAAGUGUUGCAAUGAGAGAGGUCAAGAAGUGCCAGGACAAGAUAAAAUCACAGGCUACUUCUUCAUUCUGGGUUGGGGGCUGCUUCUCUAUGCUCGCGGUUAUUUACAUGGACCAUUUGAUAUUUCCUCAAGCUGCCAUCAACAAGCACCAAUUGAAUUAUUCUCUUCCAAGGGCUUGCUUCGUGCAUCAGAUUGAAUUUGAUCUUGUGUUGGACUUUGACAAGAAUAAGCUUUCUUUGGGCAAAGCCUCAUUCGGGGAGUGUCGUUUUCGCUCUCUGUUAGAGACACCAUACGCAGCAUUGCCUGCCCAAGGCCCGGUAGGCAACAACAGUGAAGUUGCUCAAGAUCAGCAGGUUUCAGACAGCCCGGAUUGUGAUGAUACUCAAGAUUGUGGAGCUGGAAAUAUCAACAUUAAUGAUAACCAAGAUGAUGUGGCUGUGAAAGAGAACCCUACGAAAGGUAGCAACCCAACGGAUAAUGGCAAAAGCACCGACGAAGAUGUGUGUGGUUCGCUGGAUGAUUGCCUUCAAAACCCGGCACCAUUUGGGGCAGAGCUUGAGCUCCCAUCACAUAUGGCUGCAAUCUACGACAAGCACACAAAACUAUAUAACGCAAAGUUAAAAGGGUCUCCAAGUUCUUACGGGCAAAUGUUGCAAGCAAUACAUUGCAAGCGAAUGGAGCAGCUUCUCAAAGAUGUUCAUGUUGCUUCGUCAAGUUCUCAGGAAGCAGCGGAUGUUACCUUUGAUGUGUCGCCUCCUCACAGCAAUGUUGUAGGCAAGUCAGAUGGUCAUGGUUGUAGAAAGGAAAGUUCUAGGGAGAAGGUCGUAGAUGAGCCAACAACUGACAAGGUGUUUGAGCCAGCUGAAGGAGCUCGAAGCAACUGUGCAAGUAGCAUUGCUCAUGAGCCUAAUGGAGGAGACGUGGUUGAGCUGGGCACAAGAACUAGUGCUUUUGUCAGUGAGAACCUUGCACGAUGUUUUGAGACUACAAAGGAGAAAUUGUCCAGUGGUGAAGAUAUUGAGCAUGGUCACCAACUCAGCCAGCGCAAUCACUCUAUGCCGACUAGUGUGGCUGGACAUUGGAGUGAUGUGCCAUCAAUGAGUGUGUUCCAAGAGGGCACUGAGGAAUAUGAGUGGUGGAUCAGUGUCCUAAAUGUAGAUGCGAACUCCAAUGCUCCAACCCAUGGCAACACUGUUACAACACCAAAGUCUUGUGAUGUUUUUUAUGUCACUCCUCAGGCUCCAAUCUCAACAGAAGCAGAAGUUCUAGUGUAUGAUGUCACACCAACCUCUAUGGCUCCAUUAUCAAGUGAGACUGCCGAUGGACCAUCAAAACCACAAGAAGAGCCAGUUGUUCUAGUUAGCAACAGGGAACCAAGUCCCGACCUCAACGAGGAGAAGUUGAAGAGCAAGGAUGAGAAGAAGCUCAAGGGCAAGAAAAGAGUAGGGAGUCCAAUGUCGGCCGGAUCAAAGUACAAGAAAAUCAAGAUAGAUUCGAAGACGGAAGCAAUGUACCAGUACUAUGUCAUGAAGAGGUACAAGAUGAAGAGAGGGGAAAUUGAGCCUCCUUUCAUUAGGAUUCGUGAUUUCCACAUUACCUACACCAACUUUCAGACGUCGUUGAAGCCACGCACUCAGAUAUGCAACGAAGUCAUGUCUUUAUUCGUUGAAACCUUCAACAUUGAACAAUUGUCAUCUUCAAAUAAGCAGAAGAAAUUUGCUUUCUCUAUUUUAAUGAGCCUUCAACUCUCUGUCCACCCAGAAGUUUUUGAUCCAAGUGUUUGUGCAAGAGAGCUAAGGAGGGUGUGCCAAAAUUUCCAGAUUUCAGUUUUUGACCUACUUUUCUUCACCAUCCUCCGUGAUGGCCACUGGAUUGUUUGUGUCGUUAACCUCUUGCACAAGGAGUUCAACAUGUUUGACUCAUUGGAUAAUGGAAAAUUUGAUGUUGCUGCAAGGAAUCUGUUUACCAAUUUCAAGAGGAUUGUAUAG
Molecule: messenger RNA, 2679 nt
Organism: Triticum turgidum subsp. durum (durum wheat)
Lineage: Eukaryota; Viridiplantae; Streptophyta; Magnoliopsida; Poales; Poaceae
Source: the annotation of a GenBank genome assembly